CGAAGCUAGGUCCUGAUAAAAAAAAAAAAAAAUCGUUUCUACGUACAACAUACGGCGAUGUAUGAAGAGGUUAACCCGUUAGCUUUGUAACUCGGACAAAGGGAACCCAUAAAGUCCGAACGAAAGCUCUCUCCGUGGGACAAGAUGAUCGAGGUGGUGGCCUCGAUGGCUCGCGGUCCUGUAUUUCUGGCCGGGGAGCUGAUGGAGUGUCUCAUCACUUUCAGGAACCCCAUGACCCACUUUUCCACCUCUGGGAGCAGUGAGAUGUUGGCGUGGGCCAGUGCUCAGAUCCACUGCCAGUUUCACGCCAGCGAGAGCAGAGUGAGUCUGCCAAGCCGGGGAAACAAGCAAGACGUCCAGGUCGACAGCGAGACGGUCCUCAUUCCGAGCAGAGGUGAACGAGGCCAAUGUGUUUUGGACACGCCACCCAAGAUCCUGUUCUGUGACCUGUGUCUAGAUCCAGGAGAGAGCAAAACUUAUUCAUACAGCGAAGUCGUACCCGCCGACGGUCCCCCCAGUUUCCGCGGCCAGGCCGUGAAGUACGUCUACAAACUGACCAUCGGCUGUCAAAGGGUCAACUCUCCCAUCAAACUUCUCAGAGUGCCCUUCCGGGUUUUAGUUCUGCAGGGCAUGCCGGAACCCACGUUUACUCAGGACGAGGAAGUUUCCCCGUCGAACCCGUUCCUGGAGGAAGAGGAAGCCAGUCGGAGGGACGCGCGGCCUUUGGAGAGGGCGCUCGACAUGCUCAUGAUUUCCACGUCGAGGCGCUGCCCGCACAUGUUCAACAUCACCAAUAUGCGAGGGAAAGUGGCAAUGUUUUGCAUCUUCAAGACUCUGUACAGGCUCGGAGAGGACAUCAUCGGCACGUUCAAUUUCUCCGAGGGUGACAUUCCCUGCUUGCAGUAUUCCGUGAGCCUCCAGAGCGAAGAGGAGAUACGGCAGGAGUACCAGCGGCGCCCCGGCCAGCCUUUCAGUGUGACCGGUCACGGACGUCACCUGGAAUCGUGCCUGCACACGGCGUCGAGCCAUUUCUCCCUCCCCGUCCCGCUCAACGUCACGCCGGGCUUCGGCACGGACAUCGUGAUCUUGAGGUGGCGGCUGCACUUUGAAUUUGUCACCGCUCGGGACCCCGCCGAGCCGCCCGUCGUGCUCCAGAACGAGUCCAAGGCGACGGUGUGGGCCGGCGCCGAGCACGUCGAGGUCGACACCUUCAGCUGGGACUUGCCCAUCAAGAUCCUGCCCACCAACCCGGCCUUGGCAUCCUAUGAGUCGCAGUUCACGGGCACCAACAGCAUUAACAUUUGACCGUGUACCAAGAUGAUUUAAAAAAAAAAAAAAAAAUGGUGACCCUAAAAGUUUUCUGUACAUGAUUUUUGAUGUCGCAAGAGCCAUUUUAAUGCAACUCAUUUUUUUUCUAGGCUAAAUGCUGAUUGCAUACCUCCAAAUGAAUAUUAUAUGUUAAUACAUCCUAAUAAAAGUCUGAUUGAAAUCAGA
Molecule: messenger RNA, 1494 nt
Organism: Syngnathoides biaculeatus (alligator pipefish)
Lineage: Eukaryota; Metazoa; Chordata; Actinopteri; Syngnathiformes; Syngnathidae
Gene: rgp1
Product: GP1 homolog, RAB6A GEF complex partner 1
Exons: 9
Coding region: 145-1305 (386 amino acids)
Biological process (GO): retrograde transport, endosome to Golgi
Cellular component (GO): Golgi membrane; Ric1-Rgp1 guanyl-nucleotide exchange factor complex
Source: RefSeq, a predicted model, not a curated record